AUGUUUUUACCCGUUACUGUUUCAAAAUUAGUACGUGGUGUAUACUACAAUCGGCAUCUCAUUUCACUCAGUCGUAUUUAUUUGCAAAAUCAUCAAACGAAGUUUCAAUUCGUUUCCAUUUGGAAAAGAUUCAUAAGUACUACUCAAUGUGUAUGUCACGGAGAGUAUGAAUGGCAGGAUCCAAAGAGUGAAGCUGAAAUAGUUCAUGUAAAUUUUGUCGACAAAGACGGUAAAUGCACAGAAAUCAAAGGAAAAGUUGGUGACAACGUUCUUUAUUUAGCUCACAGGUAAAUUUAAAAAACAGUGAAUUUUAUGUAGUUUAUCAAAUUAAAUGUGUUUAAAUUUUAUUAGGCAUGGAAUUCAAAUGGAAGGUGCUUGUGAAGCAUCUUUAGCAUGUACAACAUGCCAUUGUUAUAUUGCUGACAAUUAUUUAGCUAAACUUCCUACUGCAGAGGAAAAAGAAGAUGAUUUAUUAGAUUUAGCCCCAUUUCUUAAAGAAAAUUCACGACUGGGUUGCCAAAUUAUAUUAGAUAAAAGUUUAGAUGGUAUUGAAAUAACACUACCGGCAGCUACUCGAAACUUUUAUGUUGAUGGUCAUACACCUAAACCUCAUUAA
Messenger RNA from Cinara cedri, 616 nucleotides. The record is from the annotation of a GenBank genome assembly. Lineage: Eukaryota; Metazoa; Arthropoda; Insecta; Hemiptera; Aphididae.